CUCUAUUUUAUUUUAAGGUCUCCGUUGUCGCGAGAUAUGUUCAUGCAACAAAUAUCAACAUACACAGAUAUUUUUGAGGUUUAGUUUAUACAACACUAAGUGAGUUUUAUCAAUGAGGAUAUUUUUGUGAAACGGUUUUUUAUUGUUUUUGUCAUCAAAGAAGAUCACUGAUGUUUAUUCAAAAUAAACUUGCCAGCUCGCCAAAGUUUGACACUGAUUUUAAUUUAUACAAAUAACAAUGACUAUACGCUCGUAUAAACACACUUGAAUGAUUUACCAUAGAGCGACUGAACGUUCCUUUUACUUAAAGUUUUUUAAUGUCUGUUAUUAAACUAAGAAUGAAUGACAACAUUAUUAAAGUAUUUAUUGUAUUGGGGAGUCAUUUUGGUCAUAUUCUUUCAAUUGGAAUGAGUAUUACAUUUGGUAUUCUAUACAGUGAAAUACGAAAUGAUUUUAAAACUUCACAUUAUGAAGCGGCCUGGAUAGCCUCGAUAUUUAACGGAUUAACUCAAAUCAUUGGUUUACCAUUAGGUCCUAUACUUGUAAAGGUACAAGAACGUUGGCUCACAGUUGUGGGAACUUUACUUCUUGUUGUCGGAAUGAUAACGAGUAGUUUUGCCUCCGCAAUCACUACUCUUUAUAUAACAUAUGGACUUAUCAGUGGACUUGGUGCUGGAAUCAUUCACUACUGCUCAAAUACUAUUGUAGUUCGUAAGUUCAGUGUAGAAAUGUGCCCUCUUGCGCUAACCAUAGCAAAUUCUGGUUCCGCCAUUGGCUCUUUAAUUUUACCACCGAUACUUACGGUCUGUAUUCAACAGUACGACUGGAAGAUCGCAUUUAUUGUUCUAGGCGGUAUAAGCUCUACCGGUUUUUUUGCUGCAGCUACAUUCGUUUCUUCUAACAAUAAUAACAACGAUGACGAUAGUGAUAAUGUUGAAGUAAGAAAAACUAUGAUAGGAAUUUUGAAAAAUGUCAAGUUCAUGAUCUUCUUCGUUUCGAAUGGUAUAGCCACUACAGCUUUGUUUGGCCCUUCAACAUUUCUCCCAGACUUAAUGCAAGAUAAAGGAAUAAGCAGUAAAGAAACUGCCGUUUGCAUCAUUGUUAUAGGCGUAGGUAAUCUUUUUGGGCGCCUUCUUUGUGGGGCCUUUGCAUCAAAAUUCAACAAUCAAGUUGUAUGGAUUUUUGGAAUUUCACUGCUUGGAUAUGGUGUUACAUCUACUGCUAUGAUUUUGGCAAAGUCGUUGCAUAUAUUUAUGGUAUUGUCGGUACUUGUGGGACUUUUUUCAGGGGGCUAUUUUGGAUUGUUUACUGCCGUUGUUUCCUACUAUCUUGGAAAGAAGCAGCUCCCAAUAGGAUAUGGAAUGAUUUCUGCGACGACAGGAAUAUCACUCACAGCUGAAAUGCCACUAGCUGGUUUUGUAUCCGAUUCGUAUGGCAAUGAGGACGGGUCAUUUGUAUUUGGAGGGUGUAUGAUGUUCUUUGCGGCAAUGAUGGUGUUUGUCAACUUGGUCGUCGACUUCCGUAGACGGGGAACAUGCGCUAGACAGACUGGCGAUGAGAAAUGCAAUGAACAAAAUGAAUAUACAGAAACAACACAUUUAUAAUAUAUUUCUUUCAUAAUGUUUUGACUUAUCCAUAUGAGCCGC
Messenger RNA from Ruditapes philippinarum (Manila clam), 1646 nucleotides. RefSeq names its product monocarboxylate transporter 12-like. The record is from RefSeq and is a predicted model, not a curated record. Lineage: Eukaryota; Metazoa; Mollusca; Bivalvia; Venerida; Veneridae. Bases 318 to 1604 code for a protein of 428 amino acids. Gene Ontology annotation, molecular function: monocarboxylic acid transmembrane transporter activity. Gene Ontology annotation, biological process: transmembrane transport; monocarboxylic acid transport. The transcript has 5 exons.